Molecule: messenger RNA, 386 nt
Organism: Staurois parvus
Lineage: Eukaryota; Metazoa; Chordata; Amphibia; Anura; Ranidae
Source: the annotation of a GenBank genome assembly
CCCAAUACGUGUAAAUUAAUUGGUUUACGUGAAAGUUUAUCAGCGUCUACAAAUGGCGGGAAAGAUACUGGGAUUUUUAGGGGUUUUUUUGUACUAAUAAUUGGCGGCGAUCAGUGACUUAUGGCGGCGAUCAGUGACUUAUGGCGGCGAUCAGCGACUUAUGGAGGUGAUCAGUGACUUAUGGGUGGCAAUCAGUGACUUAUGGAGGAGAUCAGUGACUUAUGGCGGCGAUCAGCGACUUAUGGAGGCGAUCAGCGACUUAUGGAGGCGAUCCAGCGACUUAUGGUGUCGAUCAGCGACUUAUGGAGGCGAUCAGCGACUUAUGGAGGCGAUCAGCGACUUAUGGUGGUGAUCAGCGACUUAUGGAGGCGAUCAGCGACUUAUGG